CCCAAAUAUAUGCUGAUUGGUCCGUUGGUUUUAUAACAUCACAAGCGCCGCUGACAGACUACAGGACAUGGCAGCUGUACGCACCGGAGACUCAUUGACCACGUUUGUAGACCAGUUGGAUACAUCACUUCCUGGCAGCCUUGUGCUACGCGUGGCAGAAGCAUGCAUGGACAUCCAGGUGUUAAUUCAACGCGGUGCGCUGUCUGAGAACGUCCUGGGGAGUGCUCAUUCGGACAACGUCCAAGGCGAAGUGCAACAGAACUUGGACUUGCUUUCCAACGACGCCAUGCUGACACGGUGUCAAGACGACCCUACACUUGCAGGCAUGUGUUCGGAAGAAAGCGAGGACAUCUACGUCGCGUCCUCGUCCGGUCGCUACCUGUUGCUGUUCGAUCCCCUCGACGGCUCGUCCAACAUCGACGUCAACGUGUCCAUUGGCACCAUCUUUUCGAUCCUUCCUCGCGCUUCCAACGACGAUGAUGAUGAUCAUCCCUCCAAGUCCGUCGUCGAAGCCGCUGACUUCUGUCAACGCGGCGACCGCCAACUUGCCGCCGGCUACGUCAUCUACGGCCCGCAAACCACCCUUGUCCUCACCGUGGGGCACGGCGUCCACAUGUUUACAUUGGAUGUGUCCCGUCGGGUGUUUGUCUGCACCCAGCCCCGAGUGACGCUGUCCCCUUCCACGCAAGAGUUCGCCAUCAACAUGUCCAACACGCGGCACUGGGAGCCGGCGGUCGCCGCGUACGUCGCCGACUGCCUUGCCGGCACCCAAGGACCCCGUGGGAAGAACUUCAACAUGCGAUGGAUUGCGUCCAUGGUGGCAGAGGUGCACCGCAUUUUGUGUCGCGGUGGCGUCUUCUUGUACCCGUGGGACGUGCGCAUGAAGGGGAAGAUGGAAGGACGGCUGCGCCUGCUCUACGAAGCCAACCCCAUGAGUUUCCUGCUGGAGCAAGCGGGCGGCGCCGCCAGCACCGGCAUCAAGCGCAUGUUGGAUGUCGUGCCCACCGCCUUGCAUCAACGCGUGCCGGUGGUCUUGGGCUGCCGCGAUGAAGUCCAAGUCAUCGUGCAGUACCACCGUGACGUGUCCGAUGCGCAACCAUGAGGAGGGCCAGUGCAUGUAUCCCAAGGACUAGGCUGAUGAUACCAUAAUGCGAAACAUAGAAACACGAUGUAAUAUUGUCAAAUCGAA
Aphanomyces astaci is the source of this 1189-nucleotide messenger RNA. RefSeq lists its product as hypothetical. Gene Ontology annotation, cellular component: cytoplasm; cytosol. Bases 68 to 1102 code for a protein of 344 amino acids. NCBI's taxonomy places the organism in Eukaryota, Oomycota, Saprolegniomycetes, Saprolegniales, Verrucalvaceae. The transcript is spliced from 2 exons. Gene Ontology annotation, biological process: gluconeogenesis; fructose 6-phosphate metabolic process; fructose metabolic process. The record is from RefSeq and is a predicted model, not a curated record. Gene Ontology annotation, molecular function: fructose 1,6-bisphosphate 1-phosphatase activity.